AUGAGUCCGUACAAUUCUACUCGUCCUGUGCCCCGAAGCACGAGACUGGUCCUAAGAUCAAAGUUUCUUGUUUUGUGUUUGUUGCUUGUGGUUGUAUUGAUGAUGAUGGAUAAUAAUCAAUCGAGUCAGUUGGAUUUGGAAGAUGCUUUGUAUUUGACUAAGAAUUCGAUUAAAGAGUUCAGAGAUCAAUAUUUACCCACUUGGCAACGUGAUAAUAAUGUUAAUACUAAUAGUUCCUUAUCGUUAUUUGAAAUUGAUUAUCCUCUUAAUAGUGUGAUGAAUUCUUUCUUUCCUAUCGAUACAUUAAUCAGUUAUAAUACAACCAUACCAAAUGAUGAUUCAGGAAAUAUUACUGUCAAUGAGUUAGUGGGGAGAUAUGCUUCAUUUAGUCCUGUCUUGAGUACUGGUCUUGAAAGCAAGUAUGUCAUUUUCCCUAAUAAUGCCUGCGAAAAGAAGGAUUAUUCCAACGAUAAAGAGUUCAAGAAGUACUUUAAUAAAACGUUGGUUGUUUUAAGAGGUGAUUGUACUUUUGUCGAUAAAGUUUCUAAUUUACUUGAAUCAGGCUUAAAUCCUACUAGUAUCAUCGUUGGUAAUGAUGAGCCUUAUCGUGGCUUAAUUACGAUGUUUUCAGGUAGUUUCAAUCAAGAUGGUUCUUUAGAUGUUCCCAUAUUAUUCAUCACCAAUGAAGAUUAUAAAACUUUAAAAGAAAUCGAAUCAGAAGAAUUAACCAUCACUAUAAGUACACUUUCAAUAGGAAGUUGGGUUAAUAUUCUUGUAUCAAUGGUAUUAUCACCACCAUUAUUAAUUCUUUUCUUUUAUUCUGUGGUGGUAUGUGGUCAAAGAUUUAGAAGAAGACAAGCCGAUAUACGGAAUGCAAAGCUUGUGAAGAAAUUACCGGUUUAUAUUUUUAACAAGGAUCAUUUAAUUCAUGUUAAGUAUUUCAUGAAUUAUUUAAAAAUAACUGGUCAAACUUCAGUAUUAGCUAAAGAUUAUGAAAGUACUCUUCCUGAAUCACCUAAGAAUUCCCCUUCAUCAUCAACUGCAUCAUUAAGUAAGAUAGUGGUUAAUGGUAUAGAUAUCAGAUCUUCAUCAGGUUCAUUGCAUGUAUUAUGUGCUCCAAAUAACUUUUAUCCUGCUUAUAAAUGUUCGAUUUGUUUGGAUAAGUAUAUUCCCUUGAAAUCAAGAGUAUUAGUAUUAGAUUGCAAACACUUUUAUCAUGAGAAAUGUUUAUCUAAUUGGUUAAUCAACUUCAAGAGAACAUGUCCAUUAUGUAAUACUAUCAUCAAUCAUCUGAAUGAUCCUUAUUUACUUGCUGGUCAAAACAAUUCAGGAUCCGAUUAUGGUAGUAUGGAUGAUACUGAUCUUGAAGCUGCUCGUAAUCUUGUGGAAGAUAUUCCAUAUGUCACAGAUUCAUAUUCUCAAAUUGAAAGUGAUGAAGAUGAUCGACUUUAUCAUGAUUAUAAUGUGGCAGGUACUUCAAGUUCAAUUAUGGAAAGUACCUUAAAUACAGGAUCUUCCUUAUUAGGAGGUCCAUUAUUAAGACCAGUAACUCCUCCACCUCAUGAUUUAAAUCUACUGAAAACACCCAUGACUCCAACAGAUUCUCAUACUUCAGCAUCUUUUGUAACUGCUAAUACAAAUCUUGAAUCCCCCAAAAUAAGAGGAGGAUCGGGAUUAAAUUCACCAAUUAAGUAUGUCUAUGCUAGACCUCUGCAAAUAUUAAGUCAAUUUUCAUCAAUAUCAAAUCAAAAUCAAACGCGUUCAGUUAGUGAAUUCAGUAAUAGUGUUGAUUCAAUGGAUUGGGAAACUCCGGGAGGAAACGCGAUCCGUUCCCCACCUAUAAAUGAAAAUGAUGAGACCAUAACUUCUAAUUAUAAUGGAAGUUCGUCAACAAUCGAUCAAUCUAACGAAGAAGACGAUCAAGAUGAGUCUCAAACUAUAAAUGACUCCGAUAAUUGA
Molecule: messenger RNA, 1959 nt
Organism: Scheffersomyces coipomensis
Lineage: Eukaryota; Fungi; Ascomycota; Pichiomycetes; Serinales; Debaryomycetaceae
Exons: 1
Coding region: 1-1959 (652 amino acids)
Biological process (GO): ubiquitin-dependent protein catabolic process
Molecular function (GO): ubiquitin protein ligase activity
Source: RefSeq, a predicted model, not a curated record